Molecule: messenger RNA, 863 nt
Organism: Rubroshorea leprosula
Lineage: Eukaryota; Viridiplantae; Streptophyta; Magnoliopsida; Malvales; Dipterocarpaceae
Source: the annotation of a GenBank genome assembly
CCGUUACCAUCAUCUUCAUUCAUUAUCUUCUUCCUCUUUCUUUCUUCUUCUUUUUUUUUUUUUCCUCUCUCUCUCUCCUCCAUCAUUGGGUUCCCAGAGAACCCAGAUCGAGGAUUGGGUUCUUGAGAGAACUAAGGUCGGGUUCUCGAGAGAACCCGCACCUUCUUCCUUUUUUCUUUUUUUUUCUCCCAGGCUCUCUUGGAGAACCCAAAUUGGGUUCUCCGAGAACCCACGAGUUCUCCAAGAGGGGAGAAGAGAAGGAAGAAUAAGGGAGGAGAGGGAAAGAAGAAGAAAAAGAAAGGAGGAGGAGGGAAAAGAAGGAAGAAGACAGUUUUGAUCUUGGGUUCCCACAGAUGAUUAGGAUGAGAAUGGAUUGAAUAAAUCGUCUCCCUAGCUUUCUUUCAACCUGAAACCAUGAAAAUUCAAUCCACAGGAAAAACAACGCCACACACAACAGAAUUUGUCACCAAUUUCAUACGAGAACCUAGAUCAGAUGGGUUCUCAUGGGUUGGGUUCUCACCGUGAUAACCCAGAUCUCGGUUCUUCAUGAGAACCCAUGGGUUCUCUAAGAGGGGGGAAGAGAAGGAAGACGAGGGGAGGAAAGGGAAAGAAGAAGAAAAAGAAAGGAGGAGGAGGGAAAAGAAGGAAGAAGACAGUUUUGAUCUUAGGUUCCUGCAGAUGAUUAAGAUGAGAAUGGAGGUGAGGAGGAAGAUGGAUCUAGUGAGGAUGGAGACCGGAGGUAAGGAGGAAGAUGGAUCUAGUGAGGAUGGAGACUAACGGAGUGUGGGAGCUAACGAAAAAAAAAUGUGUGUAACGGAGUGUGGUAUGGUUGGAGUGUAAGUGAAUAAUCAUCCAUAAUUUAU